This is a messenger RNA of Perca fluviatilis (European perch), 3202 nucleotides long. Its product is annotated as protein NLRC3-like. The transcript is spliced from 8 exons. The record is from RefSeq and is a predicted model, not a curated record. The coding region runs from base 168 to 2807 and encodes 879 amino acids. Lineage: Eukaryota; Metazoa; Chordata; Actinopteri; Perciformes; Percidae. Gene Ontology annotation, molecular function: protein binding.
UCUGCUCCUGUUGCAGCCCUUCCUGCCUGCUUCCUGACAGGUGGAGCUGUGACUCAUUCCAGGGAACAGCUCACCUGUGUCAGAGAUUUCUCUCCAGGCAGAGAGUGACCCUCUUCAUCAUCAACUCUUUGGACUGUUUGAAGAAACUACUGACUUCAGAUCAGAAGAUGAGUGAUUUGGAGGAAGAGGAGGACGGAGCAGAGUCAGUACUAUCUGGCUGUCAGACUAUGAAGAGUGACCGGUCCAGAGGACAACCUCCGAUCUUCAGUAAUGAACCUGGACCCUCAGACACAAAAUUUCAGAACAACAGACAGAGAGCAGAGUCUGUAGUAUCUGGCUGUCAGUCUAUGAAGAGUGACCGGUCCAGAGGACAACCUCCGACCUUCAGUACUGAACCUGGACCCUCAGACACAAAAAAGAGGGAGAGGAUUGAUGUUUGUGAGGAGGAGCAGCCGUCCUGCUGUGCUUUGUGUCAGGACGUCCUGAAGGAUCCAGUCUCUACCAGCUGUGGACACUGGUUCUGCAGACAGUGCAUCACCUCAUACUGGGACCAGUCUGCUUCAUCAGGGGACUCCUGCUGUCCCCAGUGUGGAGAAAGAUCCAGAACAAUGUACGUUGUUAAACAUAAACAUAAGAUCAGUGUGAAGGGGACAUAUGAACAUGUGACUGAAGGAGCUGAUCAAACAGGAAGUGGAACACUCCUCAACAGGAUCUACACUGAGCUCUACAUCAUAGACGGACUGAGUGAAGAAGUUAAUACCGAACAUGAGGUGAGGCAGCUCGAGACAGCUUCCAAGAUGAAGACCCUCCAUGACUCUCCAAUCAAGUGCAGCGACAUCUUUAAAGCCUUACCUGACCAACAGAAACACAUCAGAGUCGUUAUGAUGAUCGGCGUUGCUGGCGUUGGAAAAACCUUCUCAGUGCAGAAGUUCUGUCUGGACUGGGCCGAGGGUUUGGAAAACCAAGAUGUGGAUCUGGUGAUUCCUCUUUCCUUCAGGGAGCUGAACUUGAUCAAAGAUGAGCAGUACAGUCUUCUGGAGCUGCUCCGUGUUUUCCAUCCAUCAUUACAGGAGGUCACAGCAGAGCAGCUCGCUGGCUCUAAAGUUCUCUUCAUCUUUGACGGCCUGGAUGAAAGCAGAGUUUCACUGAAUUUCAACAAGAGAAAAGUUGUUUCUGAUGUCACACAGAACUUAUCAGUCAACUUCCUGUUAGCAAACCUCAUCCAGGGGAAGCUGCUUCCCUCUGCUCUCGUCUGGAUAACUUCCCGACCUGCAGCAGCCAAUCAGAUCCCUCCUGCAUGUGUUGACAGGGUAACAGAAGUACGAGGCUUCACUGACGACCAGAAGGAGGAGUACUUCAGGAAGAGAGUCAGUGAUGAAGAGCUGUCCAGCAGAAUCAUCUCCCACAUCAAGACAUCCAGGAGCCUCCACAUCAUGUGUCUGAUCCCAGUCUUCUGCUGGAUCACUGCUACAGUUCUGGACCACAUGUUGACUACAGACCAGAGAGGAGAGCUGCCCAAGACCCUGACCGACAUGUACUCACACUUCCUGCUGGUUCAGACAAAGAGGAAGAAGCUCAAGUAUGCUGAGAGACAUGAGACGAGUCCACAGGAGCUGACGGAGGCUGACAGGGAAGUUCUUCUGAAGCUGGGGAGGCUGGCGUUUGAACAGCUGGAGAAAGGAAACAUCAUGUUCUACCAAGAAGACCUGGAGCGCUGUGGUCUGGAUGUCACAGAGGUCUCGCUGUACUCAGGAGUUUGUUCAGAGAUCUUCAAAAGAGAGAGUGUGAUCUUCCAGAAAACAGUCUACUGCUUCGUUCAUCUGAGCGUUCAGGAGUUUCUGGCUGCAGUCUACCUGUUCCACUGUUACACCAACAGGAACACACAGAUACUGGAGGACUUCCUGGGAGAAGACUAUGUUAGUUCAUCCCUGGAUGUCUUCCUGAAGAGAGCCAUGGAGAAAUCCCUGAGUAGUAAAAAUGGCCACCAGGACAUGUUUGUCCGCUUCCUUCAUGGCCUCUCUCUGGAGUUCAACCAGAGACUCUUAGGAGGCCUGCUGGGUCAGACAGACAACAGUCCAGAAAUCAUCCAGAGAGCCAUCAACAACCUGAAAGAAAUGAACAUUUGUGGGAUCUCUCCUGACAGAAGCAUCAACAACCUGAAGAAGAUGAAGAAGACCAAUAUCUCUCCUGACAGAAGCAUCAACAUCUUCCACUGUCUAACGGAGAUGAACGACCACUCAGUCCAUCAGGAGAUCCAAGAGUUCCUGAAGUCAGAGAACAGAUCAAAGAAGGAACUCUCUGAGAUCCACUGCUCAGCUCUGGCCUACAUGCUGCAGAUGUCAGAGGAGGAACUGGAUGAGUUGGACCUGAGUCAGUACAACACAUCACAGGAGGGACGCUGGAGACUGAUUCCAGCUGUGAGGAACUGCAGAAAGGCUCGAUUGUUGUUUGAUGGUCAUUGCAGUUUGUCAGAGACUAGCUGUGCUCCUCUGGUCUCAGCUCUAAAAUCAAAGCCCUCCCACCUGAGAGAGCUGGACCUGACAGACAACAAGAACCUGAAGGAUUCAGGAGUGAAGCUGUUGUGUGCUGGAUUGGAGAGUCCAAACUGUAGAUUGGAGAAUCUGGGAUUGAAGAGCUGCGGUUUGUCAGAGAUCAGCUGUGCUGCUCUGGCCUCAGCUCUGAAGUCCAACCCCUCCCAUCUGAGAGAGCUGGACCUGAGUGACAACAACCUGAAGGAGUCAGACGUGAAGCAGCUGUGUGAUCUGAAGGAGAGUCCAGACUGGAGACUGGAGACUCUGAAAUGGUGAUCUCUGUCAGACUGAUCAGGAGGAGGAUGUUGGAGGACCAGCUGAGUCCUGAUGAUCCCGAGAGCUUGAAGCAGCAGCAGCACCUCUAACUGGGCCAUGUUACUGGGAGGUAGAGUGGAGAGACUGACUGAGGCUCUGCACGCUUCCACAUUAGCAACGGCACGUGGCCAUGAAAGAAGGAUGUCGGGCAAGUUGAUUGGCCGACAUUAGCCUCUCUGGGUCAGUGACGGGGGCUCUGUCUCCAUCAGAAUCAGCUGACUCAGCAUACGUCAGACUACAGAGUGGAGCCAAGUGUGGAAAGCAUAUGUUUGCUAACAUUUCACAUUUUACCAUCAAUGGUAAACUUGACUGUCGUCGCUGCAGGACAGUCAGCUGUUAGUCUGAUAAACUUAACU